Bursaphelenchus xylophilus (pine wood nematode) is the source of this 210-nucleotide messenger RNA. Lineage: Eukaryota; Metazoa; Nematoda; Chromadorea; Rhabditida; Aphelenchoididae. The record is from the annotation of a GenBank genome assembly.
AUGGCUUUCUCUCGCUCCACUUUGGCUGUCUGCCUUUUGGCCAUGUUUUUGGUCGGAUUCUUGGUCGAAGAAUCGGCCGCUCAAUAUUAUGGAUACGGAGGCUAUGGCUAUGGCUACGGAUACCCUGCCUACGGCUAUGGAUACUACGGAAAGAGAGCUGCUGGAUUCGAGGGACCAACUGGAAGCCCAAUCCAACAUGGAGCCCAGUAA